UACAGUAGGACGGGAUGCAGUACGGCUACCAGUGCUGAUGUUCAUUCACGGGGAAUCGUAUGAAUGGAAUUCUGGGUCCAGUUAUGACGGAUCAGUUUUGGCCAGUUAUGGCAAUGUGGUGGUCGUCACCAUUAAUUACAGGAUCGGUGUUUUAGGUUUCUUCCCAUCCCUGGACGGCACAGCCAGAGGUAAUUUCGGUCUAAUGGAUCAGGUGGCAGGUCUUCACUGGAUCCAAGAGAAUAUCAAAGAGUUUGGCGGCGAUGAGACCAAUGUGACCAUCAUAGGCCAUGGACAUGGAGCCGCUUGUGUCAACUUCUUGAUGCUCUCUCCUAUGGCCAGAGGUCUAUUUCAUCGGGCAAUUAUGCAAAGCGGAUCAGCUCUGUCUCCGUGGGCCAUAGCAUCUGAUGCGGUCACCCAUUCCCGCAAUUUGGCGAAAGCCUUGCGCUGUCCCGACGAACCCGACAAGAACUCAGUUAUGGUCGACUGCUUGCGCCAGAGAUCCAUCGAUGAUAUCAUUGCUGUCGACCUCCGAGUUCCCACUCAUUUGACGGCGUUUGGACCCGUCAUCGAUGGCAUAGUCAUUCCUAACGAUCCGGCGAUCCUUAUGUCUGAUAUGAACUCGUUUUAUGCAAACUAUGACCUCCUGUUCGGAGUGACCAAAAUCGAGGCCUACAAUCAGUUCACAGCACAUGACGAGCGCAAUGGUAUCGAUCCUCAGAGGAGAGAUAGACUCUUGAGAACACUCAUCAGAAAUCUAUUUUCAUAUCAUUUACAAGAAAUCUUCUUAACGAUUGUCAACGAAUACACUGAUUGGACGCGACCGGCACUCCAUCCCAUCAGUACUUUCGACUCAAUUGCCGACUCAUUUGGCGACGCCUUGAUUGUGGCGCCCAUUAUAAGGGCCGGACUCUUGCACUCGAGGGUCAAAAAGAGCACUUAUUUCUACAACUUUGCGUAUCAGACAGAAGAGGGUGACUUCAACUCGCGUUCCGGUUGUAUCCACGGCCAGGACUUGGCCUAUAUGUUUGGCGCACCUCUCGUGUCCGGAAUGCAGUUCUCAUUCUUCUCGAGCAACUAUUCUCGGGCUGAAAGUGCUCUUUCGGAAACAGUAAUGACAUAUUGGACUAACUUCGCAAAGACCGGUGCGGAGGAGAGGAGUGCCGCCACAGCCAAGGGAAGAGUGCAAUGGCCUCCAUAUGACGACAUUCAACAGCAAUACUUAACGAUCGCAAUGAAGCCUAAGAAUAGAGAUCAUUAUCACGCGCAUAGACUCUCAUAUUGGCUUAAUCUGUUGCCACAACUCCACACUCCCGGCCCAUCCAAUGCUGAGGAACACCAUUUAUUAGAGGCUCACGACGACCCUCUCAGUUAUGAUGGAGUGGUGCGCUCGAGCUCUCUCACGGCUCCCACACCUCUCACCCAUUACUUCACGACCCACUCGAGCGCCGAUAUCAUCGAAGCCACUGUUGGCUCGACGACAGUGAACAGCACCCAUAACUCGAGCCAUUUGUGGGCGACUCCGACGAGUACAUCGGCGGUGUUGGCCGACAAGACCCACCAACAAAGUGCCUUAGAUUCCGGAGCCAAAGCCAACGCCAAUCCCAGCAAUGCCUCCGUGUCUAUGAUCGUACAGCAGAGCACUUACUCCACAGCCCUGUCCGUCACCAUAGCUAUCGGGUGUUCACUACUCAUACUGAAUGUGUUGGUCUUCGCCGGAGUCUUCUAUCAAAGGGACAAAAAUCGAUUGGAAGCCAAACUCAUUCGCAAGAAUUAUCAGGUUCAAAAGAUGGAUGAGUUCAGUAUGACUAAGAAUCCGAGCUCUCAUUCGCCACUUAAGCAGCACUCGGCACCAAUCGAUGCCAACACAGCCACAGUCCAUCUCCACUCCAAUUCAAUACAAAGCGAUUACGUGUCGGGAAUGGCAGGGAUGGCAGGGAUGGCCACUUCCAGCCAAAAGCAUUCGCACAACUCCAUGCUUAUCAGCCAAGACUCGCCGACACCGCUCUCAUGUCAUGUGCCAAUGGCUUCGACCAAUAGGUUGGCGCACGUGUCGAUGGCCAACAACACCUACCACUCGAACUCCGUGCGAACUCUGCCCCGAAUGGACCACAAAGUGGCCACAGUUAACGUCAUCAACACCGCGUCCAAUACGGCCACUCUCGGACACCAACAAAGGCAUACCCUUUCACACGAGAUGAGAGUUUGACAAUUCAAGACUACUUCAGUCUAAUUGAUAAUUCAAUUAUUUCAUUGGAUUGAUUAGUAGUAAAACUGAUUUAUAGUGUGCCUCAAAGCUAUUCAACGGCUGUGACUAACAUUUGUUGCAUUCAAUUAUGACUUAAAUGAACAAUAAUUUGCAAAUUAAGACUCAAAUGUGAAUACUUUUUUGUUAAAUCAAUUGUGAAAUUGAGUGAAGUUUCUGCCAAUUAGCGUGAAUUUACUGAAUUCAUAAAACUUAAAAA
Molecule: messenger RNA, 2462 nt
Organism: Oppiella nova
Lineage: Eukaryota; Metazoa; Arthropoda; Arachnida; Sarcoptiformes; Oppiidae
Source: the annotation of a GenBank genome assembly